This is a messenger RNA of Lytechinus variegatus (green sea urchin), 966 nucleotides long. RefSeq names its product galactose-3-O-sulfotransferase 3-like. Gene Ontology annotation, molecular function: galactosylceramide sulfotransferase activity. The transcript has a single exon. The record is from RefSeq and is a predicted model, not a curated record. Gene Ontology annotation, biological process: glycolipid biosynthetic process. Lineage: Eukaryota; Metazoa; Echinodermata; Echinoidea; Temnopleuroida; Toxopneustidae. The annotation marks the transcript as partial. Gene Ontology annotation, cellular component: membrane.
AUGGACUUACGAAAAGCUGACGUGGUCAAGAAGUUACUCCCACCUCUCGGUGUAAAAGAAGGAGACUACGCGAGAUAUAAGAAUUACGACACAAGUGCGAUUCACGUACGAUUUUAUCGCGAUGUCUUGGAUCAGUUCAUGGCCAAUGGCACGCGUUAUGUUUCGAGCGUUCGCAAUCCCGCCGACCAAUGGAUUUCAGCAUAUUAUCAUUUUAAUUUCAGGAAACCAAUUUCUGACUUCGCCAAAGAUCGUUUCCAGAUGAUUACAGUAAAUGGUUCCUUGAAAUUGCCGUUUAAUAAGAAUAAUUCUACUCUCGAUGCAGUGAACGAAUUUCUCCGACAGCCACAAAUAUACAUUAAUGCGUUGAAAAAGAGAGGGAACGUGGUUUGGCAUUUUGCGCACAACAGCCAAACUUUUGAUCUAAGCACCGAUCUGAAUUUGAUGCAGCGGGACAACGAAACGCUUGUUAAUAUGACACUCGAUCGACUAGUCGAUGAACUGGACUUCGUUAUCGUAAACGAAUACUUUGACGAAUCCUUGCUCGUCAUGAAGAAAGCAUUUUGCUGGGAUUACAUCGAUAUAUUGUACACUUCACAAAAUAAGCGAAAGAAAAAAGACACGCUGCCGGAGGAAACGCGGGCUAAGAUCCGCGCGUUUAAUCGAGCAGACACGCUCCUUCAUCAGCGCUUCAAUGAAUCUCUGUGGAAAAAGAUCGAGGCUUACGGACCGGAUUUCAAGAAAGACUUGGACCAUUUCAGGCAAAUGUUGAUUGAAGUCAAGUCAGAGUGUUCUGACAAAGGCAAGAUCAAACGAGAUGGAUUUCAUUCUAAGAUAUUAAAUGAAUUAGCCAAAAGAGACGCGACCCAGUUUUGUAACAUAAUGAGAGAGGAUAUUUUUGGCUCAUUCGGGCGAGUCUUUCAUAGACAGAAAUCAGACCUUCGCUCCUUCAAGGACAAGUCCACCCCA